AUGUCUGACGAGGAAGUCAUAAGACGUAGACUGCUGAUCGAUGGGGAUGGGACUGGAGACGAUCGCAGGAUAAACAUGUUGCUGAAGUCCUUCAUAAAAUGGGUGAAUAAUCCAGAAGUGGACAAUACUCUCUACGAGAGGAUAAUCUCACAGUUGGCACAAUGUGAGUUUGCCCAGAAGAAGACAAGGCUUGUCUCUGCAAUGAGUCAGGAGGAGCUGAAGAACUACGAGACCUUGUCAAAGCAUAUUGAAGUGGAGAUCGAAGAGGCUAAGAAGGCUAUUGAUGCCACUAAGGUGGAACUGCAAGAGGCUAAACAGAUUAGGAAAAAUAGAAUUGAGUAUGAUGUUCUGGCUGAAAUUAUCAACGAACAACCGGACAGACAGGAGACGAAUAAGAAGCUUGAAACCUUGAAGGAAGAACUUGGGAACUUGAAGGAAAAAUCAGAGCGUUUAGAACACAAAUUAGAAAUGAGAAGAAAGCAAUUCCACGUGUUAAUAUCCUCAAUCCACUCCCUUCAAAAUAUGUUGGAUGAGUCUGACGAGGAAAUAAUGGACGUUAGUCUCGAGAAUUACGAGGAUUCGGAGCACUACGAUGCAACAUAUAAAAUCUAG
Molecule: messenger RNA, 612 nt
Organism: Diachasmimorpha longicaudata
Lineage: Eukaryota; Metazoa; Arthropoda; Insecta; Hymenoptera; Braconidae
Gene: thoc7
Product: THO complex subunit 7 homolog
Exons: 4
Coding region: 1-612 (203 amino acids)
Biological process (GO): mRNA export from nucleus; mRNA processing
Cellular component (GO): THO complex part of transcription export complex
Source: RefSeq, a predicted model, not a curated record